Messenger RNA from Spea bombifrons (plains spadefoot toad), 3079 nucleotides. It is a transcript of the gene LARGE1, whose product is annotated as LARGE xylosyl- and glucuronyltransferase 1. The transcript is spliced from 15 exons. Bases 128 to 2392 code for a protein of 754 amino acids. Gene Ontology annotation, molecular function: glucuronosyltransferase activity; xylosyltransferase activity. The record is from RefSeq and is a predicted model, not a curated record. Gene Ontology annotation, biological process: protein O-linked glycosylation via mannose. Lineage: Eukaryota; Metazoa; Chordata; Amphibia; Anura; Pelobatidae.
CGCAGCUCGGCGUCAAGAACGGAUCCGGAUCCCGGAGUAGGAUUUUGACAUGCCGGCGGAGAGAGAGAUGGCGCUUCCGGUCUAGGGAGAGCAUUGACCCUUGGAUUACGUUCUCACCUUUGAGACAAUGCUGGGAUUCUGCAGGGGGAAAAGGAAAUUCCUGGCAGCCUCGCUCACCCUCCUAUUCGUUCCGGCCGUUACCUGGAUUUACCUGUUCACUGGAAACUUUGACGAUGGGAAGUCCAUCUCCCUGUCUCCGCUGGACUCUCAGUCCCACAGUCCACGUUACUCAGCCUCAAACCAGCGAGAAAGCCUGGAGCUGCGCAUGCGAGAAGUGGAGGAGGAAAACCGAGUCCUGCGCAAGCAGCUCAGCCUGGUACAGAAUCGGGGGCCAUCACAUCGCCAAGGCAACCGCUCCAAAACCUACUCCAUGGAGGAAGGCACGGGCGACAGCGAGAGCUUGCGGGCCGGGAUCGUGGCCGGGAACAGCUCGGAGUGCGGCCAGCAGCCGGCCGUGGAGAAAUGCGAGACAAUCCACGUGGCCAUUGUGUGCGCCGGUUAUAACGCCAGCCGGGACGUUGUUACGCUGGUGAAGUCCGUCUUGUUUCACAGGAGGAAUCCGCUUCACUUCCACCUCAUCGCAGACACGAUCGCCAAGCAGAUCUUGGCCACUCUGUUCCAGACCUGGAUGGUCCCCGCCGUGCGAGUGGAUUUCUACGACGCCGACGAGCUGAAGUCGGAGGUGUCGUGGAUUCCGAAUAAACACUACUCCGGUAUCUACGGACUCAUGAAGCUCGUCCUGACCAAGACGCUUCCCACCAGCCUGGAACGGGUCAUCGUCCUGGACACCGACAUCACGUUUGCCACCGACAUUGCCGAGCUGUGGGCCGUGUUCCACAAGUUCAAAGGACAACAGGUUCUUGGCCUGGUGGAGAAUCAGAGUGACUGGUAUCUCGGGAAUCUAUGGAAAAACCACCGGCCGUGGCCAGCUCUCGGGCGAGGAUACAAUACAGGAGUGAUCCUUCUGCUUCUGGAUAAGCUUCGAAAGAUGAAGUGGGAGCAGAUGUGGCGUCUCACGGCCGAGCGCGAACUCAUGAGCAUGCUGUCCACCUCUCUGGCCGACCAGGAUAUCUUCAACGCUGUCAUCAAGCAGAAUCCUUUCCUGGUCCACCAGCUCCCCUGCUUCUGGAACGUCCAGCUGUCCGACCACACUCGCUCCGAGCAGUGCUACCGGGACGUCUCCGACCUUAAGGUCAUACACUGGAACUCCCCCAAGAAGUUGCGCGUGAAGAACAAGCACGUGGAGUUCUUCCGCAAUCUCUACUUAACCUUCUUGGAAUACGACGGGAACCUCCUGAGGAGGGAGCUCUUUGGCUGCCCCAGCGAAGCGGACAUCAACAGCGAAAACCUUCAGAAGCAGCUCUCGGAGCUCGAUGAAGACGACUUGUGCUAUGAGUUUAGACGGGAGAGAUUCACCGUCCACCGAACGCACCUGUACUUCCUACACUACGAGUACGAGCCGGCCCCCGACGACACCGACGUCACCCUGGUGGCCCAGCUCUCCAUGGACAGGCUCCAGAUGCUCGAAGCCAUCUGCAAACACUGGGAAGGCCCCAUCAGCCUGGCCCUCUAUCUGUCCGACGCGGAGGCUCAGCAGUUCCUGCGCUACGCCCAGGGCUCGGAGGUCCUGCUGAACCGACGGAACGUGGGCUACCACAUCGUGUACAAGGAGGGCCAGUUUUACCCGGUCAAUCUGCUGAGGAACGUGGCGAUGAAGCACGUCAGCACCCCGUACAUGUUCCUGUCCGAUAUAGACUUUCUGCCUAUGUACGGCCUUUACGAGAGCCUCAGGAAGUCGGUGGUCCAGCUUGACCUCAAGAACACCAAAAAGGCUCUGAUCAUCCCAGCCUUUGAGACUCUGCGAUACCGGCUGUCCUUCCCCAAGUCGAAAGCAGAACUCCUCUCCAUGUUGGAUAUGGGGACCCUCUUCACCUUUAGGUACCACGUCUGGACUAAAGGACACGCGCCCACAAAUUUUGCCAAGUGGCGCACGGCGACGACCCCCUAUCGAGUGGAGUGGGAGGCAGAUUUCGAGCCGUAUGUGGUGGUGAGACGAGACUGUCCCGAGUACGAUCGCAGGUUCGUGGGAUUCGGAUGGAACAAAGUAGCUCAUAUCAUGGAGCUGGACGCGCAGGAAUACGAGUUCACCGUGCUGCCCAACGCCUACAUGAUCCACAUGCCGCACGCGCCGAGCUUCGACAUCACCAAGUUCCGAUCCAACAAGCAGUAUCGCAUCUGCCUGAAGACGCUGAAGGAGGAGUUUCAACAAGACAUGUCCCGGCGUUACGGCUUCAAAGCACUCAAAUACCUCACCGCCGAGAACAACAGCUAAUGAAACCGGGGGAAGAAGGGGGCACGGCGGGCGCGACGUGGGCUCCGCUCAACAUCACGGGGAAAAAACCUUGAGGUCAAGAUGCAGACGGGCGGUCAUCUUCUCAAGGUUUGAUGAAGUUCUCUCCCUUCUCCCCCGGUACGGCGGCCGUCAUAGAUGUCAAGAAAGAAAAUGGUGGAAGAAGCCCUUUUGCAUCUUCUCCCUGCCCCAGUCGGUUACAUUCGAGGAGGUCCAGACAUUGCUUGCCAUGGCUUGGUUCCUGUAACCAUGAGACAUCCUCAUCGGUAGAGAACUUCUCUCCUUUGCCGUUCCAACGUCCACCAGGACAUCCAUCGGAGUUAGGAUGUCUUUAUUCCCUGUUAUCCGACCGAGGAGACAUCCGGAGAAGACCAGAAAGGUCGCCAUGCCUUUAGGUGACUGGUCAUGGCGAGAAACAAACCUUUGGCCGAAGCCUCCUAUCUGCUUCGGGCCGAGACGGGCGGACAUCGCCCGCGACACCACGCCGUGAACGGACAGGCGCAGUGUCCCCGGAUCACCUGCGGGUGGCGCAAUUUGGAAAAACAAUUGUUCGGUUCCUUAUGCUUCACGCAAAAAUUUAAAAAAAGAGAAAUAAACUGAAUCCGGUUACUCACCUUGUCAACGAUAACUAAAGGGCAUUUCUUUCUAUUUUUGUAUUUUAUUCAUCCC